Molecule: messenger RNA, 1308 nt
Organism: Magallana angulata
Lineage: Eukaryota; Metazoa; Mollusca; Bivalvia; Ostreida; Ostreidae
Product: carbohydrate sulfotransferase 1-like
Exons: 4
Coding region: 123-1292 (389 amino acids)
Biological process (GO): sulfur compound metabolic process; N-acetylglucosamine metabolic process
Molecular function (GO): N-acetylglucosamine 6-O-sulfotransferase activity
Source: RefSeq, a predicted model, not a curated record
GAUUUUGUGUAUAAAUACUAAAUGCCGUGUUGAGGAGGUACAUUACCAGCCGCGUGUCGCCGGACCCACACGCCGAGAUUAGCUCUCUCAGGAGAAGAAAGUCUCCGUCACUUUACAACACAAUGAUUCUAAGGCUUGGAAGACUCGGGUAUUGUUCCCGAUAUUUGUUGCUUCCGGCAUUACUGUCCAUUUUGUGUGUAGUGUACUUGGGAUUACUCAAAGACAGUGUCAUGAGAACACCCAUCAUAUACAGUAGUGUCGAUAACAUUGCGCGAAUAGAGGGACAACAGGAUCGGGCACCUGCCGAAGAAAAAAAUAGAGUUAAGAACAUACUAGUUGUGGCGUACCAGAGAAGUGGGUCAACUUUCACUUCCGAGAUCCUUCAGCAUGGAGACGAAAAGUCCUUCUUCAGCAUGGAACCUCUGUGGCAGACCUACAGGACCUGUAACAUACGGAGCGAGGGCAUAUGUUGUCUCAACAACAAGUGUCGAUUACCAUUGCGCAAGUACGAAGAGAUAGAAUAUGCCUUGUCGGUGCUACAGAAGAUCUACACCUGUAAUUUCAACGCUUUGUCAUACAAGAUUCUCAAAUCCUUUGUAGCCUUUCCUAGCACAGGCCAAGGCUAUCUAAGAUCUGCUGGAUGUUUCCAGCAUAAAAGGGAAAAGAAUGUAAGCCAUUGUGUUCAACAUCUGACAGACCUCUGUAGAUCUUCCUCUGUCGUCAUUAUCAAGGUACUAAGAAUCGAUAUGGAGUUAGCCAGGGUUUUAAAGACGUAUCUAAACAACCUGUCUAUCAUCCACCUCGUGAGAGACCCCAGGGCCAUUAUGAACUCCCGAGCCAAAGGUCACUUCCUAUCUAACGACCCGCUUUCUUCACAGUCCAUGGCACUUUGCUCGGUCAUGUAUAAAAACAUAAUGAAUGUGCAACGAUAUGAUUCUUGUUUUACGCUACAGUUCGAACAUUUAGCAAAGGAACCGGAACUAGUUGUCAGGCGACUUUAUAGCUAUUGCGGGUUAAACUUUACCAUGGAAACCUCUCGGUGGUUAAAGCUACAUACUAACGCCUCCCAGCGUGACUUGUUUCAACUUCCGGUAAAUAUAAAGGACCGCAAGAUUACCUUUCUUAAAAAUUCGAUGCACGUUUCUCAAGACUGGAGAAGAAAAAUGUCAUUGAAAGACAUUGGAAUUAUUCAAAAUUCUUGUCACGAAGUGUUAGGGGUGCUUGGAUCCCGCGUUUUUGCAGGAGAGUCGGAACUUCGAAAUGUAAGCAUAAGUGUUUUUAGCGCAAUUUAAACGCACCUAGAAAAUG